Molecule: messenger RNA, 1896 nt
Organism: Aspergillus uvarum CBS 121591
Lineage: Eukaryota; Fungi; Ascomycota; Eurotiomycetes; Eurotiales; Aspergillaceae
Exons: 3
Coding region: 493-1767 (424 amino acids)
Source: RefSeq, a predicted model, not a curated record
CAACUCUUGGUGCUGCUGUCACUCGGGCUUACACUUGAAUGACUCCGGAGUAGGGCACGGUCUAUUUGAUCAGGCUUUAAUCGGAGCAAGCCCUUCCCUCCGUCCAAGAGGUUCAAUUGAACUGUCCCCGUCCGUGGUACGAUACAAUAUACCCAGAUGCUCAAUGGCGUAGACACCGCGCAUGUUCGUUGGCUCGAUCUCCCCACAGACGCAGCUGAAGCACAGCAUUAUCUGAAGACGUAGCGAUCUCUUGCAUAGCACUUCAGAAAUAUGUAUUGACGCUGUGUGUCGGCCUUGCCUUGCAGCGCAGUGCAUAGUGGCCACAGAGUUGACUCGUUACACUGCGAGGAGCUCUGCACAACCUGCCUCUUCAGGCAUCACAUGACGGCGGUGGCUCGACACCACCUCUAGCAUCGAGACCGUGGCUGAUUGACAUCACUGCACCUUGUUAAUGCUGAUCCAUUAGCUGACCCGGCAAGGACUCCAUCGACCAUGAACUGGACCGGAGGGCGUCUCCGACGUCAUUCUGCUAUUCACGCAAAGAGCAGAAAGCAGAGGUUCAAGAAGCAGAGGACAAAUAGAGACCUCAAAGCUACGGGAAUUGCGCUUCUUGACCUACCUGCGGACUGUCCUCGGCGGUCGCCGGGCCAGCGUAGCAGGGAAGUCUCUCCAGCCUCCAUCGCCGAGAGUCACCACAAAUCCUCCAACGAUAAGGAAGACUCACAGCCCCGCCAGCGUCUGGACCGCCUCCGACGCGACCUCCUGAAAAAACCCGAUUGGGCCGCCGUUGCCGCAGCACGGCCAAUCCAGAUUGCAUUCCCCACUCCAGAGUCGCUGGCAAGGUUUGGGAAGCGGAGAAAGAUAACGGAGAGUGAUCGGACGAGACUGACCACUUCUGGCUCGCGCUCAGCUCAUGUUGUAUGGCAUAGCAAGCGCAAGGGUUCUCCCAUGGAGGCGGUGGACUUCUCACAGAUGAGUCUGAGGAUCAACGGCAAGCGGGUGGUGAGAAGAAGUACGGACUCUGGACCGGAUCAACCAGUCAUUACGUCUUCUCAGUCAAUGCUGCUGGACAGCGACCGACCAGUCCCCACCAAUCAAUGCGUGCGGGCGCAUUCACCUCAGAGUUUCGAUGGCAGUGAUGUCUUUCAAGACAGCUCGCUUUUGCUCAAAAGUAGCAAGCCGUCGGUGGUUGCACAUCCAACGUCCUCUGUCCUCGACUAUGACUCGUAUGCUCCGAAUUCAGAAAGCGUCCUAUCGAAUAGUGGACUGGAUAGAUACCUGGGACCACUUGAGGAUUCUCAAAGUCUGCGGCCAUACUCGAGUAGACCUAUUAGCCCUAGCUUGCAACCGCAGGGAGCCGCACGUGUUAGAUCGAAGAGUGUACUCGAGCAAGACCUACUUGGACAGAAGGACUUGAGACCAUACCAGGGUAGAAAUACGAGCCCUGAUCAGGAAUUACUGGUUCGGCGACGGUUCACCAUCGAUGAUCAGAUUGACGCUGAACGAGAGGGUAGAUUGACACUGCCCUGGAGUCAUCAGUCCAACAAGAACCAAUUGAACACCAGAACCUGGUCACCGCUGUCAAUUGACUCAGAUGGGCGGACAAUGGAGCAUGUGUCAGCUACUGUGCCGCCUCUCCAUGAAUAUGCCUGGCUUCCCGAACCACGUCUGCGACUGGAGAAAGAAAGACACAAAACUGACACGACGAGACUCAGAUCACGAACAAGACCUACCACAAGCUACAAGAAUAGCCCAAACCUACCGUAGACUACCGACAGUCUACCUUGCCCUGGAGAGCGACUGGCCCGUCCACUCGACACAGACAACCAGCCCAUACCUCUGGCCUCGUUCUCUGACGGAUGACGAAGACCAUCAGGUCAUUGCAUCAAUAGCAGU